UUCCGUACAGAAAAUUCCUAGAUGAAUUUUCAAAUUGUAUUCCCAUGGCUCUCUCUCUUUCUCUCUCUACCGCUAUAUGAAUUGACAAGUUGAUUCCUAUCAAUAACUCUCAUCUCUAGCCAGAAAGUUAGAUAUCCAAGGAACACUACUUCUUCGACGACCACUCAAACUAGCUAUGGCAACUCAGAAUUUAGAUAUGCUCAAGACUCAGAUCCACCGGCCAGACAAUGCCCGGACGUUCUUCUUACUGAACAAACCAUGCUUCCCCAGCCACAGUUUUGAUUCAUUUUCCUUCCGGCCAGGGCCACAACUCCAGAAAAAGUAUAGGAAUAUUAGGGCUGGUUAUGUCCUUAACAAUGCUAAAGCUGUAGCAGGUGGAACCCGCAUGUCCACUUCUGUUAAGGCAACUGUUACCGUGAAAUUAAGCGAUGGAGGGUGCUUCUUCAACUUGGUAGGGUUGAGCCAUGGGUCCGAUGAUAUAUUGGACUUACUUGGUAAAUCACUCCUUUUAGAGAUUGUUAGUGCAGAGCUUGAUCCUAAGACGGGAUUAGAGAAGAAACCAAUUAGCGGGUAUGCUCGCCGAACAGGCCAAAAGGAUGGGGAGGUGAUUUACGAGUCAGAGUUCGUGAUUCCUGGUGACUUUGGGGAGAUAGGUGCAGUUCUAGUCGAGAAUGAACACAAGAAUGAAAUGUACCUCAAGCAUAUAGUCCUCAAUGGCCUCCCAAAUGGCCCUAUUGAGUUCAACUGUGAUUCAUGGGUUGAGCCAAAGUUUGAUAAGCCUGAGAAGAGGGUCUUUUUCACCUUCAAGUCAUACUUACCAUCACAAACACCAAGAGGCCUCAACAGUUUAAGAGAAAAAGAUCUUGUAAGUUUACGAGGAAAUGGUAAAGGCGAACGCAAGACUUCCGAUAGAAUCUAUGAUUAUGAUGUGUAUAAUGAUCUGGGUGACCCUGAUAGCAAGUCUGAAUUGGCCCGACCAGUGCUUGGUGGUAGCAAGAAGUACCCAUACCCUAGGCGAUGUAGGACGGGAUGUCCACGGUCCAAGAUUGAUCCCCUUUCGGAGACAAGGACUGGCACCUUCUAUGUGCCAAGGGAUGAAGAAUUUUCUGAGGUGAAGCAGAACUCAUUCAUAACAAAGACAGCAGAGUCAGUGUUGGACGCGUUAUUACCAUCCCUAAAGGCAGUCCUACUUGACGACCCUGGUCUUGGAUUUCAACACUUCUCAGAUAUAGACCAAUUAUACAAUCAAGGAAUGCCCAUUCCUAAGGUUAAAAAUCAAGGACCUUUGCAAAGUAUAGUGCUGAGACUAGUGAAGGCCAUUGAAGAUGCAGACGAUGUCGUGAAAUUUGAAACCCCUGCAAUGUUUCAUAAGGACAAGUUCUCUUGGCUUCGGGAUGAGGAAUUCUCACGCCAAACCCUUGCUGGUGUUAACCCAUACAGUAUAAAGUUAGUUACGGAAUGGCCAUUGAAGAGCACACUGGAUCCUGAUGUCUAUGGUCCACCCGAAUCGGCAAUCACCACAGAGUUGGUCGGGCGAGAGAUAAAAGACUUCAUGACAGUAGACAAGGCAUUAGAACAGAAGAAGCUAUUCAUCAUAGAUUACCAUGACUUAUUAUUACCAUUUGUAAGCAAAGUAAGGCGGAUCAAAGGGACAACACUGUAUGGCUCAAGGGCACUUUUCUUCCUAACACCUGAUGGCACCUUGAAGCCUCUAGCCAUCGAGCUCACUCGCCCCCCAAUGGAUGGAAAACCACAGUGGAACAAAGUUUUCACGCCCAGUUCGGAAGCUACAGGUUUGUGGCUUUGGAGGUUUGCCAAAGCCCAUUUCCUCGCCCAUGACUCCGGUUAUCAUGAGCUUGUUAGUCACUGGUUGAGAACUCACUGUGCGACAGAACCUUACAUAAUUGCAACAAAUAGGCAACUCAGUGUAAUGCACCCAAUCUAUAGAUUAUUAUAUCCUCAUUGCCGGUACACAAUGAAGAUCAAUGCUCUUGCCCGACAAGUUCUCAUCAGUGCAGAUGGGGUCAUUGAGAGUUCAUUCUCGCCUAGCAAAUAUUCUAUGGAGCUUAGCUCCGUCGCUUAUGACCAGCAGUGGCGGUUUGAUAGGGAAGCUCUGCCAGCAGACCUAAUAAAUAGGGGAAUUGCCAUUGAGGAUCCAACUGCUCCCCAUGGCCUAAAGCUACUGAUCGCAGACUAUCCUUUUGCCAACGACGGUCUGGUCCUAUGGGAUGCCUUAAAACAAUGGGUUGCAGAUUAUGUCAAUUACUACUACAAGAACGCAAGCAUGGUGCAGUCUGAUCCAGAGCUCCAAGCAUGGUGGACAGAAAUCCGAACCAAAGGUCAUGAGGAUAAGAAAGAUGAACCAUGGUGGCCAGUCCUCAAAACACCAGAAGAUCUCAUCGGAAUUAUCACAACUAUAGUGUGGGUGGCCUCUGCUCACCACUCAGCCGUCAACUUUGGGCAAUAUGCUUUUGCUGGCUACUUCCCCAAUAGGCCUACGAUUGCGAGAAUCAACAUGCCCUGUGAAGACCCAACAAAAGAAGAAUGGAAACAAUAUCCCGAUUCUGAACUUUUGGUAUGCUUCCCUUCACAGAUUCAAGCAACAAAAGUUAUGGCUAUUUUAGAUGUGUUAUCGAAUCAUUCCCCGGAUGAAGAGUAUCUAGGGAAGCAUAUGGAGCCAACAUGGGGUAAAGAACCAGCAAUAAAGAAAGCAUUUGAAAGGUUUGCAGAGAGAUUAAAGGAACUCGAAAAAAUUAUUAAUGCUAGGAAUAAAGACAAUAGUUUGAAGAACAGAGGCGGAGCUGGGGUGGUUCCAUAUGAUGUUUUGAAGCCAUUUUCUAAACAGGGGGUGACAGGAGAAGGAGUUCCAUACAGCAUCUCCAUCUGAAGUUACAAUAUAUAUGGAAGAGAUAAUAAUUGAUGUAACAUGUGAACUUUGUGCUAAUUAAGGUAAUUAAUGAAUAAAUGCAAUGAAAUCUUACAGGACUAAAAACAA
Messenger RNA from Vitis vinifera (wine grape), 2995 nucleotides. Its product is annotated as linoleate 13S-lipoxygenase 2-1, chloroplastic. Gene Ontology annotation, biological process: lipid oxidation. Bases 176 to 2887 code for a protein of 903 amino acids. The transcript has 9 exons. The record is from RefSeq and is a predicted model, not a curated record. Gene Ontology annotation, molecular function: protein binding; metal ion binding; oxidoreductase activity, acting on single donors with incorporation of molecular oxygen, incorporation of two atoms of oxygen. NCBI's taxonomy places the organism in Eukaryota, Viridiplantae, Streptophyta, Magnoliopsida, Vitales, Vitaceae.